CCUAACGCUGUCGCUUCAGUCUUCACAUUCAGACAUUCAGUUCUUCACGGCUUCACCGUCACUCACCUAUUCGGACUUCAGUCUUCUCCCUUUAUCUUCGAUAUCAUUCAUCUCUCUUCACCCUUCAGUUUUCGCCUUCGGCUUCACCUUCAUCGUCCCUUAUCAGUCCGUCACGGUCACGGCAUCACUCUUGCUCUUAGCUGCCGUUCACUCUAUCCUUUGUUUCUGACCAUAGCUCUUGUACAUUAGCGAUCUCUUGCUCUUCGUUCCUUGAUUUGUUUCGUUGAGUCUUUCCCUCUUCACGUUGUGCGUGGUCCUGCUGGUGGAGAUGGAGGUUCAGAGUCAUUUUCAAGUUGACCUUGGUCACCUCAUGGCGUUUAACCCUAACCAUAGCUUCUCUUCUCAGCCUUCUUCCAGGGAGGAGCUGGUGAAGGAAUGUCUGCAAAAGGGCACUGAGUUAGUUCAAGCUAUUACAGAUAGUCUCUUCCAUUUGCCAUCCACAGAAGAUGUAGAUGGACCGCUUGUGAAGCUACCACCACCAGUGACGCGAUUGCCUAGAGAGAAGCAUCUCCCAGGGCCAAAGCCUCCAACAAAAUGGGAACUAUUUGCCCAAAAGAAAGGCAUAAAGAAGCGUAAAAAAGACAAGAUUUUAUAUGAUGAGCAGUCUGGAACCUGGAAGCGCAGAUUUGGAUAUGAUCAUGCAAAAGAUGAAGGGGCUAUACCUAUUAUUGAGGCAAAACCAAAUGAUGAUCCAAACGAAGAUCCCUUUGCCAAAAGAAAAGAAAAUAAGAAGAAAAGAAUUGAAAAACAGGAAAGCAAUAGGCUCAAGAACUUGAAACAAGCUGCCAAAGUUGGUGCUUUACCAAGCCAUAUUCAACUGGCUGCUACAGCUUUGCCUAUUACUGGAACUCAAGCAGCACUCAAGAAAGUCACCAAGGAUGAACUGGGUAGUGUAGCUGGAUUGGCAGCAACUGCAACAGCUAGUGGUGGGAAAUUUGACAAGAAGUUGCCGGGUGAAAAGGCUGCACCACAUAAUGGCAAAUAUCGCAAGUUCCUGCCAGUUGUGGAAGGAUCAGGGGCUGGAUCACGGGAGAAGGAGCAAACUGAGAAAGUAUUGAACAAGAUUUUCUCCAAGCAUUCCCAUGAAAUUCUCAAUGUUGACAAGGCUGUCAAGACAUACAAUAUGAAGAAAGAAAAAAAGCAAAGAAGUGAGAAAGUGAAAGCUGCUCGGGCAACCGGUGGCAAAUUGAAACCUCAGAAAAAAAUUCAGAAGCCUUCUAAAAGGGGAGGUUCCAAGAAAGGAAAGGAAAAAUGAAAUUAAAUUUUGGUUUCAAAUAUAGUAGUUGGCUCUACGUUUUGAAACUUUGGUUGUUGUUUUGGAGUUUUAUAGGAAGAAUUCAUCUAUUAAAAAUAUAGUUUCUAUUAAUUUUUCAUCCACCUGCCUACCUCUGGGUGUGAUUGCUUUCUAUUCAAGGAUCGUUAGAAAUACUCGAUGCAUAGAUAUAUGGGAAAGAAGCCAUGGAUUCAUUUA
Molecule: messenger RNA, 1531 nt
Organism: Prosopis cineraria
Lineage: Eukaryota; Viridiplantae; Streptophyta; Magnoliopsida; Fabales; Fabaceae
Product: ribosome biogenesis regulatory protein homolog
Exons: 8
Coding region: 329-1315 (328 amino acids)
Biological process (GO): ribosomal large subunit biogenesis; ribosome biogenesis; endonucleolytic cleavage in ITS1 to separate SSU-rRNA from 5.8S rRNA and LSU-rRNA from tricistronic rRNA transcript (SSU-rRNA, 5.8S rRNA, LSU-rRNA)
Cellular component (GO): nucleolus; nucleus; preribosome, large subunit precursor
Molecular function (GO): protein binding
Source: RefSeq, a predicted model, not a curated record